Molecule: messenger RNA, 5700 nt
Organism: Alexandromys fortis (reed vole)
Lineage: Eukaryota; Metazoa; Chordata; Mammalia; Rodentia; Cricetidae
Gene: Unk
Product: unk zinc finger
Exons: 16
Coding region: 2031-4463 (810 amino acids)
Biological process (GO): cell morphogenesis involved in neuron differentiation
Molecular function (GO): mRNA CDS binding; metal ion binding
Source: RefSeq, a predicted model, not a curated record
CACACACACACACACACACACACACACACACACGCUCCCCGUUUCUUUUCAGAGAAGCUCUCACUAUGGAGAGCGGAACUGGACUGGAACUUGCUAUACAGACCAAGCUGGCCUCAGACCCAUAGAGAGCCAUCUCCCCAGUGUCCCAAAGCUAGUAUUAAAGGUGUCGUCAAGAAGCACACUCUGCUUCUCUCUUUCAAAAGAGUCUUAAAUUUUACUCAAGUAUUUGUUCCCUGAUGCAAGUAUGGAACCUGUUUUCUUCCCCACCAUGUAAGGGAUCAAACUGUCGCCACAUGGCAGCUCACAGCAGUCUGUAACUCCAAUCCCAGGGGUUCUGACACCCUCACACCAGUGCACAUAAAAAUUAAAGCAAAACAACAGCAAGAACAACAACAGGGGCUGGAGAGAUGGCUCAGAGGUUAAGGGCAUUGCCUGCUCUUCCACAGGUCCUGGGUUCAAUUCCCAGCAACCACAUGGUGGCUCACAACCAUCUGUAAUGAGAUCUGGUGCCCUCUUCUGGCCUGUAGGCAUACACGCAGACAGAAUAUUGUAUACAUAAUAAAUAAAUAAAAUAUUUUUUAAAAAAGAACAACAACAAACGUAUAUCACAAACAAAAGAAAACGAUUUUGAAGCAUAUUGAACAGAGAACAGGUCAGCGGCAGCAUUACACCCCCUGCGAUGGACAUUUUGUUGGUUGGUUGUGUGUGAUGCAUGUGUGAGAGGUGCGAGUGUGAACCCACCGGCAAGCUAGAAGGCAGCUUCGUGGAGUGGGUUCUCCCCUUCCACCUUAACAAAGGGUGCCAGUGAUCAAACUCAGGUUUCCAGCCUCGCAAAGAAAGCACGUUUACCUCUGGCCCAUCUCCCCAUUCCUGUUGUUUUGUUAUUUUUGGUGUGGUUGUUAGACAGAGGGAAGCUCUGGCUGACCUGUAACCAGCUUAUGUAGACCAGGCUUACUUUGAAUGCCUCCCGAGUGCUGGGACCAAGGCAGGUGUCACUCUGCUCUUGUUUUCUGAGACUGGGUCUCAGCAUGUAGCCCAGAUUGGCCUGGAGCUUGUGAUUUUCCUCCUUCAGGCAUGAGUCACUAUAUCCAGCCCGUGGAGGUCAUGUCAUAAAACCAAAUGCCUAAAUGUGAGGCUAUGGCCCUGUAUUUUCCCAAACAGGAAAGGUCUUCCAGAAAAGAGAACCAGAGUGCAAUAUAACUCAUUCCUUACUCACGCCCUAGCCCUUCGUAUUGGUCUACCGUGAUGCUUCUCCGCAAUUUACCAGUGUAUCUAUGAAAACCACUAGAUAAAGACUGAGUUCUCCCUUGGACCUUAAUCUACUGGAAACAAGGUGUCUCGGCCAGCCACUGAGUUCAGACGGAGCCCAGGUUUCAGGGCUGGUAAAUGUUAAUGAGGCAUUAACAGUAUGGGGUAGUGUAACUUUUCUUUAACAAAGCUUCCUCAAACUGUCUGCCAGCCGGCUUACUUUCCCUGGUGAUGUACAGGUUACUACCAUCUCAGGAAGAAGUUGGCUCACAAGCUUGCCUGCUUGGAGGCAAUGCUCUAGGCUGACUUUAGCAACCAUGCGCAGACUGUACUGGUAAGGAGGCAGGUAAUUACUACACUGUUGGCAGCGUGAUUAUACUUGAAACAUUCUCGAUUGGAAUCGUUUAGGGCCUCCCUAACUCGCUUCUUGUACUCCGAUGGUUCCAGUUUCAAGGAAGAGCUCUCUUCCCACCACACUGUAAAAACGCUGGUAUUAGUUAAGAGUGGCCAGACUACAAUUACCACAAGACAUCGCGGGUCCUUAGCAUCCGGGACACGGUCCGCAAAGAUCCCUGGGUAUUGUGGUCUUGUGCUUCGGCAGCGACCCUGUGCCAACGGUAAAAUUUCAUCCGAAAGGAGGACCACAACUCCCAGCAACCUUUGCUGCCGUGCGGGGGGUCUUCACGUUCUCGUGGCGCGGCGCAGGCGCUGUGGGUCCUCGGCGCGGACCGCGCAGACUGAAUAAUAAAAGGGGAGAGGCGAAGAGGCAGGAAGACAGGACCAUGUCGAAGGGCCCGGGGCCCGGCGGCUCGGCAGCUUCCUCGGCGCCCCCGGCCGCUACCGCUCAGGUGCUGCAGGCACAGCCCGAGAAACCGCAGCACUACACGUACCUGAAGGAGUUCCGCACAGAGCAGUGUCCGCUCUUCGUGCAACACAAAUGCACACAGCACCGGCCCUACACCUGCUUCCACUGGCACUUCGUGAACCAGCGGCGCCGCCGUUCCAUCCGCCGUCGGGACGGCACCUUUAACUAUAGUCCAGAUGUCUACUGCACCAAGUACGACGAGGCCACAGGCCUCUGCCCAGAGGGUGACGAGUGCCCAUUCCUGCACAGGACCACAGGGGACACCGAGCGCAGGUACCACCUUCGUUACUAUAAAACUGGAAUCUGCAUCCAUGAAACAGACUCAAAAGGCAACUGCACCAAAAAUGGCCUGCACUGUGCUUUUGCUCACGGCCCACAUGACCUCCGCUCCCCUGUUUAUGAUAUCAGGGAGCUCCAAGCCAUGGAGGCCUUACAGAAUGGCCAGACUACAGUAGAGGGCAGCAUAGAAGGCCAGUCAGCUGGGGCUGCAAGUCAUGCCAUGAUAGAAAAAAUCCUCAGUGAGGAACCUCGGUGGCAAGAGACUGCUUAUGUCCUGGGGAACUAUAAGACAGAGCCAUGCAAGAAGCCUCCACGACUGUGUCGCCAGGGCUAUGCCUGUCCCUACUACCACAACAGCAAGGACCGGCGGCGGAGUCCCCGGAAGCACAAAUACAGGUCAUCUCCAUGCCCAAACGUCAAACACGGGGACGAGUGGGGAGACCCUGGCAAGUGUGAGAAUGGGGAUGCCUGCCAGUAUUGCCACACCCGCACAGAGCAGCAGUUCCACCCAGAGAUCUACAAAUCCACUAAGUGCAACGAUAUGCAGCAGUCGGGUAGCUGUCCCCGAGGACCUUUCUGCGCCUUUGCCCACAUAGAACCGCCACCCUUAAAUGAUGACAUGCAGCCUUCCUCAGCUGUAUCCAGCCCCACCCAGCCGGGUCCUGUUUUGUACAUGCCAUCUGCUGCCGGAGACUCGGUCCCUGUGAGCCCCUCCAGCCCGCAUGCCCCUGACCUCAGCGCCCUCCUCUGUAGGAACAGUGGCUUGGGCAGCCCAUCUCACCUCUGCAGCUCCCCACCAGGCCCUAGCAGGAAGACUUCAAACCUGGAGGGCCUGGUCUUCCCUGGGGAGUCCAGCCUUGCCCCUGGCAGCUAUAAGAAAGCUCCUGGCUUUGAGAGGGAGGACCAGAUGGGAGCAGAGUACCUGAAGAAUCUCAAGUGCCAGGCUAAACUGAAACCCCAUUCGCUAGAGCCCAGGAGUCAAGAGCAGCCUCUGCUUCAACCUAAACAGGACGUGCUGGGCAUCCUCCCUGUGGGCAGCCCCCUGACCUCAAGCAUCUCUUCCAGUAUUACCUCCAGCUUGGCAGCCACUCCCCCCAGCCCUGCAGGCACCAGCAGCGCCCCUGGCAUGAAUGCAAAUGCUCUGCCCUUCUAUCCCACCAGCGACACGGUAGAGUCGGUCAUAGAGUCUGCCUUGGAUGACCUGGACCUAAACGAGUUUGGAGUAGCAGCCCUGGAGAAGACUUUCGAUAGCAGCACAGUGCCCCACCCCAGCAGCAGCACCAUCGGUGGCAGUCUGGUGCAGAGUUCUGCACCUGUGAACAUCCCCGGCUCCUUAGGCAGCUCAGCCUCCUUCCACUCUGCUUCUCCGUCCCCUCCCGUCAGCCUCUCCUCACAUUUCCUGCAACAACCCCAGAGCCACUUGAGUCAGUCAGAAAACACAUUUUUGGGGACCUCAGCAUCACAUGGAUCUUUAGGUCUGAACGGGAUGAACAGCAGCAUCUGGGAGCAUUUUGCCUCUGGAAGCUUCUCCCCAGGCACUUCCCCUGCCUUCCUAUCAGGGCCAGGGGCUGCUGAGCUGGCCCGGCUUCGGCAAGAGCUAGAUGAAGCUAACGGCACCAUCAAGCAGUGGGAGGAGUCCUGGAAGCAGGCCAAGCAGGCUUGUGAUGCCUGGAAGAAGGAAGCAGAGGAGGCCGGUGAGCGAGCCAGUGCAGCCGGAGCAGAGUGUGAGCUGGCCCGCGAGCAGCGAGAUGCACUGGAGCUGCGGGUGAAGAAGCUGCAGGAGGAGCUGGAGCGGCUACACACUGGGCCAGAAGCGCAGGCCCUGCCGGCUGCCCCCGACCUGGAGGCGCUCUCGCUCUCCACCCUGUACUCCCUCCAGAAGCAGCUACGGGUCCACCUGGAACAAGUGGAUAAGGCCGUGUUCCACAUGCAGUCGGUGAAAUGCCUUAAGUGUCAGGAGCAGACCCGGGCAGUGCUACCGUGCCAACAUGCUGUGCUGUGUGAGCUCUGUGCCGAGGGCAGUGAGUGCCCUGUCUGCCAGCCUAGCCGAGCCCAUGCCCUCCAGUCGUGACCCUGCAGACCUGGCCCAGCUGGGCCCAGACCUUUUCUCCUAGGACUUUUUAAAGUAUAUAUAUGUAUGUAUGUAUGUAUGUACGUAUGUAUGUAUAUGUAUAUGAUUAUGUACAUGUAUACAUUUCUGUGUGCGGGUGUGUGGUGCCAGCGUGUGCACAGUGUCUGUGUGUGUAUCUGGACAUAGAUAAAGACACACACUUUAAAACAGACUUACCAAGCACUUUUUAAAGAAAGACUAUUUUGCAGUCCCCUCCUGUCCAUUCCCCAUCCUUCCUGCUCAGAGACAAAGUCCCCUCUUUUCCCACUGGCCUUUUGACAGUGAAUAUGUUUUUGUCUCUUUUUUUAUGUAAGAACUAACUAUUUUUAACUUCUUCCUGGGGCCAGAGCAGGGAAGGAUGGGAAGCUGGGAGGGCAGGCUCCAUUCACCCUGCAUUCCAGGCCAGGGUCUGUCACAGUGUGGACUCAAGUCCCCAGCUCCCAGCUGUGAGGGCUCAGGGGAGACCUGAGACUUUUAAGCCAGCCUAGCUCCUGGUUUUACCAAAUAUGUCUUUAACCCCGGGGACAGCCACGGAGCUGGCAGGCCAAAGCUGCAGGCUAGUUCCAUUCCCAUACCUGGGCCCUUGGAGCUCCUCAAGGGUCAAGGCCUAGCUCUAUCUGUCCCUCAGGAUCUUCAAGCCUGGUCUUCUCCUUGAUCAUUUCUUCUGCGAUCUCCAGGACAGCCUCUUUGGCCCCACAGUCACCUGACAGAUUGGCACUGCCCUCACCUGUCCCUGCCUCCCUCCCUCUGGCACAAGGCUGUAUAGGGCCGGUGGCUCCCUCCCUCUGGCAGCUAGCAGGGCGAUUGUUGGGAGGAUUGCAGUCUGAGGACCUCCUGGGAGGCGUUGUAUGCAUUCCUUGGUGCUCUUUGAGUGCGGCUGACGUACUGCCGUUGUGGGCAGACGCCUGUGUGCAUGUGUGUGCGUGCCUGUCCGAUGUAUAUUGUGUUUAGCUUCAAUUUUAAAAACUGUUCUGUACAGAGAUGCAGUGGAUGGGAAAGCAGAGUGGGCAGAGGGAGGCAGCCCUGCUCCCAGCACUGGGUGUCCAGUGGGCUAGAGAGGGCUAAGAACAUCUGCCCCAGCCCAGGCCCCUCCCUUGGGCUCAGCACGAAAGGGCUUUCAAAGAAUUAAGUGAAAACUUUCUCCUUUUUUACAAAAAUGCAAAAAUCAACAAACUUGGAAAUAAACCAUGAACUUGCA